AUGAAACUGUCAAAUUUCCCCUUCCUUACGCCCGAUGAGUUCUCGCAGAGCUGUCAGGGAUUUAUACGCUUGGUUGAUAGCUGCGACGACCAGCUCGAGCCCCUUGGAUGGGCAAAUGCCGGAUUUGAUCGGAGUGGCCCCGAAGCUGUCCUGGUGGUGAGGAGAUAUAUUGAUAAACAGGCUAUACAUUCUACGACGAAGGAGAUUGCAUCGGAUGUUGGGGAGAAGAGUACAAAUACUGAGGAUGAAGAAGAGACGGAAGAAUACAUAGAGGACGACCCUGUUUGGCAGCUCUUCCCUAUUCAUAAACCUAGCCUGGUGAAGUCCAUUCUAACUUUUGACAUACAGGAAGCCCUGGUUCGGCUGCCAGUUUCGAAUAGCAAAUGUGAAGUGGAGUAUAAUGUUAUGUUAUCUCCAACAUAUCAAGUCCCUGUGCUGUACUUCUUCCUGCCGGGGGGGCUACCAUGUGGACCGAAAGAGCUUCCCAACAUAUAUAACUCGUUAGUUCCAGAACAGUCCAGGCCCGGGUUGAGAGAUGUGGGAGUCAUGGGAGGUGUAAGCAUCACUGUGAGUCCACGUCCUAUCCUUGAGUUUGGCUUCCUUACUUCAAAGUCAAAAGCUCAUCAAAAACUAAUGAUAAGAACCACCCUGUUACCGGAAUCCCGGUAUAUUUCGUCCACCCGUGUGCUACUAGCGAGGCGCUAA
Nannizzia gypsea CBS 118893 is the source of this 705-nucleotide messenger RNA. Its product is annotated as Atg10p. Gene Ontology annotation, molecular function: ubiquitin-like protein transferase activity. Bases 1 to 705 code for a protein of 234 amino acids. The transcript is spliced from 2 exons. The record is from RefSeq and is a predicted model, not a curated record. Lineage: Eukaryota; Fungi; Ascomycota; Eurotiomycetes; Onygenales; Arthrodermataceae.